UUCGCUAAACUAUGCAACUUCGACUGAUAACGCCUGGCUCUUUCCAAAAUGGAAGCGCACAGUUCUACACGUGAAGUGUUCACUGAGGCAGUACGAGCUGUAUUAGAAACAUGGCCUGUUUUACAGAUAGCCGUAGACAACGGUUUUGGAGGUGUGUACGGCCAAGAUAAGGCAGACUGGAUGGUGGAUGUGGUUCAACAAUAUUUCCAUGACAACGCUAAUCUUCAGCAGUAUGAGGUGGAGGACUUUAUUGCUGACCUGAUGAACAACGAGUUUGACACAGUGGUCGAUGAUGGCAGUUUACCACAGAUAGCUGAGCGUAUCUCCGAGCAGUUCCUGCGGUGUCAGCAGGGGAAGCUGGCAGAGGUCAGGGAGCAGACAGCCAAGCUAGUGGAGAGGAAGGUUAUCAAGAGGGCUACUACGGUCACGGCUGCUCCUACGCCUGGUGAGGAGGAAGGCAGUGAAGAUGAGACAGAGGCGAUGGAGUGCGAGGGAGCGUCGUCAAGUUCGGUCACCCUAGCAACAGCCCCUGCCAGGAAGCCAGACCCCCCUGCCCCAGAGGAAGAGGAUGAUGGAUGGACGGUGGUACGCAAGAAGAAGUGAGGGAGGAGAACUGAGAAGGAAUGGUAGCAGCAAGGAAGAGAGCUGUAGAUGGGAAAUAGAUAUUGAAGACUCAAAGACUUUUAUCAGAGCUGACUGCAACCAUAAGUGGACAUUCUAUUUAUAUCAAUGGUUUCCACAACCAGUUGUUGCCAUCACAGUGUCUAUUGAUCCCCAUGUUGGGAGUCCAAGGGAGUGGAUGCUGCAGAUUUUUGCUGUUUUCUACAGAAUAUAUGAUAUAUGUAUUACUGGACCUCCUGAAGGGCAGAUGCUGUGAGAAGGACUUGCUCUUAGGAUCUGAGGGAUAAGAGUUUUAAUAUGUGCUGGUCAAGUGUCAGACCCAGGUGCCAGACUGCAUCUGCAAUAGAAACUGUCCCUAUGGUCAUGUGUGGGAUAUUGUGUUUGCCUAUGUUGUUUUUAAAGGGUGAACACAUUUUUCCUAUUAGGAAAAUUACAUAACUUUGAGCAAAUAUCCUAAUUUUCUUAUUUUGGCACAUUUUGUAACUUACAUAAUUUACUGAUGGAUGGAGAAGUUCCAUUUACUGGACUACUUUCUAAACCAUGACAUAACAAGUAGCAGCAGCAGAAAAAUCUAAUUUAAAAGCCAUUUUCUAUGUAUGGCAAUAAACACUUUGUGCAUCCAGUUUUCAAAAA
Molecule: messenger RNA, 1254 nt
Organism: Osmerus eperlanus (European smelt)
Lineage: Eukaryota; Metazoa; Chordata; Actinopteri; Osmeriformes; Osmeridae
Gene: tsr2
Product: TSR2 ribosome maturation factor
Exons: 5
Coding region: 49-603 (184 amino acids)
Biological process (GO): maturation of SSU-rRNA from tricistronic rRNA transcript (SSU-rRNA, 5.8S rRNA, LSU-rRNA)
Cellular component (GO): nucleus
Source: RefSeq, a predicted model, not a curated record